This is a messenger RNA of Coregonus clupeaformis (lake whitefish), 1407 nucleotides long. RefSeq lists its product as uncharacterized. The record is from RefSeq and is a predicted model, not a curated record. The transcript is spliced from 5 exons. Bases 148 to 831 code for a protein of 227 amino acids. NCBI's taxonomy places the organism in Eukaryota, Metazoa, Chordata, Actinopteri, Salmoniformes, Salmonidae.
CCUCGAAUGAAGAGGAAGCUAAAAUCGAUGUAUUUUCAUCUUCUUGGUUUGGACAGGAGUAGCCUAAUAUCAUGCGAAUAUCAUUUUUAUUUUUGAGCCGUUUACAUAGCGGGACCUCGUUUACAUGCUGAUUGAUUUUAGUUCAACAUGUCUUCAUCUGCAACUACAACUAUCCCACCUAUGCUGACAGCGGAUCAGCCAACGGUCAUCGUGGCUUCGGUGUCCUGCCUGCUCUUCUUCGUAGUGAUUCUCAUGCUCCUGGUGGUCUUGUACAGGAAAGACCCUUUCUGCUGCAGGGUGUGGAACUACCAGGCCACCCAGCACUAUACAGACACUCCAUCCCAGUACAACAGAAGACAGUCUCCCUACGAUGAACAUACUGCUGCCAUGGCCCACAGAAACGUUGGAUCCCAGGUGAAAAAAAGCCUCUGUCUUUACAUAGUAGGGGAGAGCGGGCUUCCAGGGAGGCUUUUUAUUAUCGGUAAGCCCAGCAGCUACCACCUGGAUGGGACCCUGCCCCGCCUUCCGUCCUACGAGAGCGUCCGUAAGAAGGACCGUCAGAAACAGAUCCACUCUAUGAUAUCCGACCGCUUUGGUCUCAGCCCCACACAGUCUGAAACGGAGCCUCCGACGUAUGAGGAGACUCUUCGCCAGUCCGUGAUCAUCACCUCUGAAGACCUACAGUCUGUUGAGGCACUUCCCUCAGACCUCCCUCUCUCCACCUCUACCUCCAGCCUUAAACACACAGUGACAAUAGAGCCCCGUCACCCCACCACCCUAUUCAGAGCCCCAUCCGGGAACUCUUCCCUGUCUAGACCAGGGGCUCUUUGAGGUCCGGAGCACUACUGGUUUUCUACUUUGCAUUUUAACUAGAGACUCAUGCACCCUUUGCAAGAGGAAAGAAGACAAAUCAACAAAGAAAGAGACUGUCAUGAUAAUGAAUGACUCAGUUUCACUCAGAGUUUGUCAUCCUGAGACUAACGCUCUCAACUCUGACUGUCGUCUGUUGGUGUAGUGAGUGCUUUAACAUGACUGUAUGAAGUAAAUGGCUUGAUAUCCUGCCACUGGCAAUGGCAAUGAUAUCCUUUAUCAGCUAAAUAAUCAAAUAAGCCUACAUUUCAAACUCUAGACACGCUCCAGUGUGUGGAAAGAAGAUGUCCGCACCUGAGAAGCAGACAUCUUAUGCUUCAUCACAACGUCCAAAGUCGUAGACAACCACAAAACCAGGACAUUGUCUCGGGUCAAACAUGUUAAUGAAAAAUCAAAAUCUCCUUGUUUCAAAAGAACACCGAGCUAUGAAUACCCAGCUACCUGACAUGUGAUGAUGACGGCUUUGAGUGUAGGGCCAGACCAGAGAGCUGUUGUGGUUGAACGCAUCACAAAUGAUUAACACUACUGAGACAGACA